Messenger RNA from Girardinichthys multiradiatus, 976 nucleotides. RefSeq names its product chemokine (C-C motif) ligand 27b (gene ccl27b). The record is from RefSeq and is a predicted model, not a curated record. Gene Ontology annotation, cellular component: extracellular region. Gene Ontology annotation, molecular function: chemokine activity. The coding region runs from base 91 to 387 and encodes 98 amino acids. The transcript has 3 exons. Lineage: Eukaryota; Metazoa; Chordata; Actinopteri; Cyprinodontiformes; Goodeidae. Gene Ontology annotation, biological process: immune response.
GCCUCGAGGUGUGUGCACAAGCGCGUGCACAUUCACGAUCAGCAUAUAUACAGCUGUGACAGAGGAUCUCCCCACAGUUGCUCUGCCAUCAUGGAUCUAAAGGUCAUCUUCAUAGUUGUUUGUCUGAGUUCUGUGGCCAUCAUCUCCACUGACGCUGGCAUCCCAAAAUGCUGCAUCAGAACAAGAGAAAUUCACCUUAAAAGGUUUGUGAAGAUGGAAAGAUGGGAGCGGCAGUACAGCACUGGAGCCUGCGACAUUGAUGCUCUCGUAGUGUACAUAAAGGGCCUGCUGACACCACUAUGUGUUCAUCCUAAAUGGGAAAGGCGCCUGCCGAAGAUUCUGAGCGCGAUGAAAAGACUGAGACAGAACAAUCUUGGGAAAUACUAAGUUGUGGAACAAAUACUUUACUCUGUCCAAUGAGUGGUGACAAUUUUUAAGAGUUUUACAAGCUCUCUUAGUUGCUUAAAAUAUUCAGGUUUUUCUUCUACUUCUAUGAGUGAUGGAAAUAAUGUGAUGUUUUUUGGGUUAGUGUAUUUAAGUAAAGUAGGGAGGAAAUUUUUUGGACUACAGUGUAUCUAAACGGUAUACCAAUGACUUCCCUACACUUCUCUGAUUGCUUUCCAAGAUAAAGAUGCAAGAUCAGUUAAAGACCAGGAUGUAUCAUUAUUACUAUGGUGAACGUGGGUCAGCUAAUACUGUCAGCUCUCGUACUCAAUAUUUCAUAUGUAUUAACCUCUAACAAUGAGCAGAGUUAAAUAGAUGUUCUGUGCUUUGUAGUAUUGAAUAUUACUGUUUCUGCUUGAGUUUAGACAGCUUAUAUUUGUAUCUUACCUUGACAUUCAAAAUGUGACUCAUGUUUUUCUGUUCUGUUGAGUGUGUCUCCAAAUCAGUAACAUAUUUUAAAAUGUUAACUGUAUAUUUAGAUCUUAUUUGGUUUUAUAUUGUAUUUUAUGUUUUUGCAAUAAAUCAAAAUAUU